Messenger RNA from Saxophila tyrrhenica, 1494 nucleotides. RefSeq lists its product as uncharacterized. The coding region runs from base 1 to 1494 and encodes 497 amino acids. The transcript is spliced from 2 exons. NCBI's taxonomy places the organism in Eukaryota, Fungi, Ascomycota, Dothideomycetes, Mycosphaerellales, Extremaceae. Gene Ontology annotation, molecular function: acyltransferase activity, transferring groups other than amino-acyl groups. The record is from RefSeq and is a predicted model, not a curated record.
AUGGGUGCUUUACAGUCCAAACCGGCACCGACUGCUGCAGGUGGGAGUCCCAGCACACCUACAUCGGAUACCAUCAUUCCCUUUCGCUACCUCGAUAACCAGAGCUUCCUCAAACAGUUCGUUCUUGUCUUUACGUACCGUUUCGAUGCAGUUCUCGACCCCGAAAAGCUGCGCCAUGCGCUUCAACGCCUCUUGGAAAGCGGCGACUGGAAACAAUUAGGUGCCAGGGUGAGGAAGAAUGCAAGCGGUGAUCUCGAGUACCACCUGUCCCAAUCGUUCGACGACCAGCGACCGGCACUAUCAUGGUCGGACAUCAAGCUUGAGCAGAACCUUGCCGACCACCCACUCGCCUGCCGAUUACCCCGUGCGGCUCCAGACCAACACCGUCCGCAAUUCUUCGAAGAUGCCGCUGCUUUUGUUCCACUGAUUGAGGCCGCGGAGACUCCUCGCAAGAUCGAAGACUGGACGUCAACUGAUGCACCCUUGUUGUCUUUCCACGUUGUGAAGUUCAAUGAUGCUACUCUUGUCACUGUGAGCUGGUGUCAUGCUUUCAUGGACGGUGUUGGAAUUGCUUCACUCAUGAGGGCAUGGACGGCGAUGCUUGCAGGCCAGGACGACACAGUAGCGCCAGUUCUAAGCUUUGACAAAGAUCCAGUUGAGCUGCUCGGUUGCAAGCGGGAGACCGCGCCGGAGGACUACCUUAACCAUGGACGAAGCCUCAGUGGCAGCUCUCUCUUCAGAUUCGUGGUCAACCAGCUGUGGGAAGUGAUGUGGUAUGCCAAGCCCGAAACCCGCAUGAUUUGCCUUCCUGGGUCGUUCAUUGCCAAAUUGAAAGAGCAAGCGGCCCGGGAUGAGACAGAGUUCGUGAGCGAGGGCGAUGUCGUCUCGGCCUGGAUCACCCGUACUACAGCGCGUGCCUUGUCGAUUCCUCACUCGAUGCCGGUCGCAAUGGCGAAUGUGCUCGAUACACGAGACCUGAUCGGCGAAGACAUCCUCCCUUCGAACUCAGCAUACAUCGGCAAUAUGUGCAUCCAGUUCUUCACAUAUGUGAGCGCCGGUGAGCUGGCGAGUGAAAGUCUUGGGACCACGGCGCUCCGAAUCCGCAAAGCACUGCAGGAGCAACGGACCGGCGACCAGUUCGAAGCAUACUUGUCAGCGCACAAGCAGGCCACAGCGGCUGGGCGUCCCCCACUGUUCGGGCCCUGGAAUAUGGAGAUGGUGAACAUUUCAAGCUGGCUCAAAGCACGGUUCUUUGAGUACGAUUUCUCGCCGGCGGUGGUGCGGUCGGCUGCGGAUGGAGACAGAGAGCAGGCGUCGCUCGGAGGUAGACCGUCCUACAUCAGUGCCACUGGGCAUGAGAAUGUGCCGAUACCGUCGCGAAAUGUGGGAUGCUUGGUGGGAAAGGACGUGGAUGGUAAUCUGUGGAUGAAUUGGACCAUCAGGAAGUCUGCCUGGCCGGCGUUUGUUGGCAUUGCGACGGGAAACUUGGAGUAG